AUGAAUGAGGAUCAAGGCCCAGAUGAUCAUUUUGAUCGCCUCUCAGAUGAGCUUGUCACCCUCAUCUUCAACAAGGUCCUGGACGCCAAGUCCCUCUGCAGGUGCUCUGUGGUCUCCAAGCGAUUCGCUUCCCUUAUUCCCCAAACCGACAAUGUUUCACUCAUAGUUCCUUCUUCAAACAACUCCAAACCCAAGCGUGGUACUUUUUUCAUCGUCUUCCUAAAGUAUCUGGUCGGCAAAUUCAUCACCAAACCGCUUCAGUUCCUGUACCAAACAGUCGUCCCAAAACUGUCGGUGAACUCAGAUGAAGAUGAAACAUACCAGUUUACCACGGAAGUUCUAAGGAAUUUCAUUAACAUUAAGAGGCUGAGUAUUCAACUUCCUUGCCAUGGCGACGAGCUGGGGUCCAAGGGUACUGAUUAUUUCCUUAGGUGGAAAGCUGAGUUUGGGAGAGAACUCGAGAGCUGUGUGGUACUAGGGGCAACAUCUUUCCAUAGAAGUAGCUCAACUCCAAGUUCUCACAAAAAGCACAAGCAACUUCAUGAGCCCAUGUCGGCAACCGACGAGCUGAAGACGAGAGUUGUGUGGAUGAUAUCAAGUUUGAUUGCAGCAUCCACAAGGCACUGGUUGUUGAAACAGAUCAUUGCAGACAUCCCCAUGAAUCCCCAGAGUGUAAUGAUUUCAGAUUCGAGUAAACAAGGAAGGCUGAUCAUGGGAGAAGAACAAUUCAAGGAGCUGAGAAGAAGCAUGAACCCCACAGCACCAGUGGAGAGAACAAUGGUUCCAGCAGUGCGUGUGAAACUGUGGCAUGUGCCCGUCCUAGAGUUGCCAGCUUCUGGGCGUGUGAUGAAUGGGGCAACGCUUAUUGUCAUCAGACCAGCGGAGAGGACGAUGAAAAUGGAGAGUGAGGAUGAAGGUUUGGGAGAUUGUUUUGAGGGGGAAGAGGAAGAAGAGGAUUUGAGGGAAGCUGUGAGAGAGAUGCUGAAGGAGAAGAAGCCUUACAAGAUUGAGAUGGAUUCAUUAUAA
This is a messenger RNA of Vitis vinifera (wine grape), 1026 nucleotides long. Its product is annotated as F-box protein At5g46170. The transcript has a single exon. The record is from RefSeq and is a predicted model, not a curated record. NCBI's taxonomy places the organism in Eukaryota, Viridiplantae, Streptophyta, Magnoliopsida, Vitales, Vitaceae. Gene Ontology annotation, molecular function: protein binding. The coding region runs from base 1 to 1026 and encodes 341 amino acids.